Molecule: messenger RNA, 576 nt
Organism: Salvia splendens (bonfire salvia)
Lineage: Eukaryota; Viridiplantae; Streptophyta; Magnoliopsida; Lamiales; Lamiaceae
Product: ethylene-responsive transcription factor ERF095
Exons: 1
Coding region: 1-360 (119 amino acids)
Biological process (GO): ethylene-activated signaling pathway; regulation of DNA-templated transcription
Molecular function (GO): DNA binding; DNA-binding transcription factor activity
Source: RefSeq, a predicted model, not a curated record
AUGGAUGAGAGUAGAAGCAAGAGCAACGGCGGGGAGGUGAAGUACAGGGGCGUGAGGAAGCGGCAGUGGGGGAAGUACGCGGCGGAGAUACGGGACACCUCGAGGCAGGGGGCGAGGGUGUGGCUGGGGACGUUUGGCACGGCCGAGGAGGCGGCUAGGGCUUACGACAGGGCGGCCUACGAGAUGAGGGGCCAUUAUGCGAUCCUCAACUUCCCCGAGGAGUACAACCUGCCAAGCAGUUCGUCCCACUUCGCUGCGCCCCCGGGGGGCUCGCAGCAGGGGCGCCAGGUGUUCGAGUUCGAGUACUACGAUGAUAAGCUUCUUGAGGAGCUUCUUGAUGAUGAUAAGAGAGACAAUUGACCAAUAGGUUUGAUUGAUCAAAUCAUUUUCAUCGCCAUUCUGAAUUUCCUGUGAGACUAAGGUGAAUAAAAAUUGCAAUAAUUAAAUUUCAUCUGCAAGAGAAAUUCAUGUGUAGCCAUUGAAAUGGAGUGCAUGCAUCUGCAUUUUACUUGUGUGCGUGGUUGAUUUUAUGUAACCAAUUUCUUCUUUUAAAUUUGAUUAUAUGGAAAUUGGAUU